Molecule: messenger RNA, 2145 nt
Organism: Sphaeramia orbicularis (orbiculate cardinalfish)
Lineage: Eukaryota; Metazoa; Chordata; Actinopteri; Kurtiformes; Apogonidae
Gene: fbl
Product: fibrillarin
Exons: 9
Coding region: 133-1089 (318 amino acids)
Biological process (GO): box C/D sno(s)RNA 3'-end processing; rRNA methylation
Cellular component (GO): small-subunit processome; nucleolus; Cajal body
Molecular function (GO): rRNA methyltransferase activity; histone H2AQ104 methyltransferase activity; RNA binding
Source: RefSeq, a predicted model, not a curated record
GAAGACGCUACAGCGUGGAAGAAGUAGCACAUGUGACUGUAGCGCGUCUGUUCCAAGCUCAUAACAAGAGGGAAAGGACACAAGUUUGCGACUACAUCGGUUUAAAGAAUCUACGACUCCAUCUGAACGAAGAUGAAGCCAGGGUUCAGUCCUCGUGGAGAUAGGGGAGGCAGAGGUGGAGGCCGAGGAGGCGGUGGUAGAGGAGGAUUUGGUGACCGUGGACGAGGAGGAUUCAGAGGAGGAAGAGGUGGGGGAUUCAGGUCUCCAGAUGGUGGAGGAUUCCGAGGCAGAGGAGGUGGCAGAGGCACUCCAAGAGGAAGAGGAGGCAGGGGAGGAGGAGGCAGAGGUGGUAGAGGUGGUUUUGGAGGAGGGAAGAAGGUCAUGGUGGAGCCCCACAGACAUGAAGGUGUGUUCAUCUGCAGAGGGAAGGAGGAUGCCCUGGUGACCAAAAACAUGGUGGUGGGAGAGUCUGUGUAUGGAGAGAAGAGGAUUAGUGUAGAGGAUGGGGAGACAAAGAUCGAGUACAGAGCUUGGAAUCCUUUCCGCUCCAAACUGGCAGCAGCGAUCUUAGGAGGUGUGGACCAGAUCCAUAUCAAGCCAGGAGCCAAGGUCAUGUAUCUGGGAGCUGCCUCGGGAACCACAGUAUCUCACGUUUCUGACAUUGUUGGACCAGACGGACUGGUUUAUGCUGUGGAGUUUUCCCAUCGAUCAGGUCGUGACCUUCUGAAUGUGGCAAAGAAACGCACCAACAUCAUUCCCAUCAUCGAAGAUGCUCGGCAUCCACAUAAAUACCGCAUGUUGGUUGGUAUGGUGGAUGUGAUUUUUGCAGACGUUGCCCAACCUGACCAGACUAGGAUUGUUGCUUUGAAUGCACACAACUUCCUGAAGAACGGAGGACACUUUGUGAUCUCCAUAAAGGCUAACUGUAUAGACUCGACAGCAGCACCAGAAGCAGUGUUCGCCUCAGAAGUGAAGAAGAUGAGCUCUGAAAACAUGAAACCACAAGAGCAGCUCACACUGGAGCCCUACGAGAGAGACCACGCCGUAGUGGUGGGCAUCUACAGACCUCCACCAAAACAGAAGAAAUGAGGAGUGGGACUUUGCCACCUUUUCACUGACCCUGACACCUUUACCCCAUCUGUCUGUGGAUUAAGGUUUAUUGCAUUUGUUGGACUCACAACAGGUCUACGCUCCAGAGCAGCUUCAAACCUUGAAGAUUAAAGUAUCCCCGUCUUGUGUAUUAUUUUCCCUUCCAACGAUAAGUUGUCAGUGAAUUUUAUAUCUACCGCCCUGUGAGAGGGUUAAAUUUUUUUUUAUCUUUAAGAACUGUUUUAUCUCAAAAAACAAAUAUUUGUUAACAAACUUUGCUGUAGUUGUGGAAACUCGUUCAGCUACUUCAUGGUUUAAAGAUUUUGUUUUUACUGUUUUGUUUUUUUUUUUUUUUUUUUUUUUUUGCUCUGCUUUAACUUUGUGUGGAUGCUCCUGAUCCUAAAUAACCCAACUCGUACAGUUAGUAUAUUUAAUGUUACAUGAUCUGUCACAACUUAUAUAUAUAGUAAAAUGUACUUUAUGCUUAGAUUAGAAGAGCACAGUGCCCACUUUGUGGCUAUGGAGAAUCACAAUUUUGAAUUGGGUUUUAUUUGUAACUGGUCAUACUAUCCAUUUAAAAAGAUCCCUAUCAAGUGCACUCUGAAUGGACGUGAGGGGAGACGGAAUCCAGACUUGACUGCAGGUGAUCCAUCCACUUUAACUGAACAGACGGCUGAAGCCUUGGCUUAUCAGAUGAACUGUGAAGAAACACAGGACAAGGACUGAGGGUUUUGUCCCCUGUGACUUGUGUUGAAAGUACAUAAGUAAUGGUCAGAACAGGACCACCUGAUCCGAUCUGAGGACAAACCCAACCAUCAUUUGAACAUAGUAAACUUCUCAUUUUAUGUGGGUACUGUUAGUGCCGCAACGACCAACUCUUCUGUGUGUGUACAAAUUUUGACAUUCAUUCUCACCUGUAGUUUGGUAACAUAGGCCUACAAUUUACUGUGGUGUUAAAGAAGCAGAAAGAUUGUGGAGAAAAAAAGUGAUGUUUGACUCCCUUUAUUUUUGACACAACUGCAAACUUUAUAAUAAAGUUUGAUUCUCGUUUUUUGA